Messenger RNA from Glycine soja, 1132 nucleotides. RefSeq names its product protein N-terminal glutamine amidohydrolase. The coding region runs from base 136 to 795 and encodes 219 amino acids. NCBI's taxonomy places the organism in Eukaryota, Viridiplantae, Streptophyta, Magnoliopsida, Fabales, Fabaceae. Gene Ontology annotation, molecular function: protein-N-terminal glutamine amidohydrolase activity; protein-N-terminal asparagine amidohydrolase activity. The record is from RefSeq and is a predicted model, not a curated record. The transcript is spliced from 6 exons. Gene Ontology annotation, cellular component: nucleus; cytosol.
GACCGGUUUGGGUUUUGGUCUCUGCCCUUUUGGGUUUUCUUUGCAGACAUAUCUUGGAUCCCAUUUCCAUCAGGUCAGUGCCUAUGUACUUUUUUCAGAAAGGUUGGUGGUGACUGGUGAUUGUUGAAGAGAAUAAUGGCAACUUCAACUAUGGAUAUUCUUCAUUUCCACCACACUCCUUUUUAUUGUGAGGAGAAUGUAUACUUGCUUUGCAAAAAGUUGUGCAAUGAUGGAAUAGCAAAUGCUGAUGGAUCUGAUCUUUUUGUUGCUUUCAUUUCCAACGAAAAGAAACAGAUCCCACUUUGGAAUCAAAAGGCUAGCAAAAGAGCUGAUGGGGUGAUUCUAUGGGAUUAUCAUGUAAUUUGCAUUCAGAUAAAACAAGGAGCUGUCCCUCCACUAGUGUGGGACUUAGAUUCGACUCUUCCUUUUCCUUCACCUCUACCAUCAUAUGUGUCUGAAACAAUUCGUCCGUCUUUUCAGCUUUUUUCUGAUUAUAAUAGAUUAUUCAGAGUUGUGCAUGCCCCGCUAUUUCUUCGUUGUUUUGCAUCUGAUAGAAGACACAUGAAAGAUUCUGGUGGAAACUGGAUUGAAGAACCUCCUCAACAUGAACCCAUAGUUGCCGAAGAUCGAACAGUGCACAACCUGAAUGAGUACAUUAACAUAUCUGCUGCUGAUGCUAUUACCGAUGUUACAAUCAGUUCAGUCAAAGAUGCAAUUUCUACCCAGACACAUGGUGUGGUGAUAAAGGAAAACCAGCUUGAGGAAUUCAUUUGUCAGUUAUCUUCUUUGCAAUAGCCACAUUCAUAUUGUUUGGCAUCCACAUAUCAAUACUUCCCUGGUUUGCAUAUGUUCAGCUGCCAUCUUUCCAUCAAAGAUGCCGGUCAAAUAGUGUUUCUCUUCAAAUGGGGUAUUGUAAAAAUGUCUCUUCUGAAAGUGUCUUUUUGAGAGUAGUGUGCAAGGAAUGCAAAUCUAAGCCCCAUUUUGUUUUUCAGGAGCAGAACACAAUGUUUUGCUUUAAUUCUUCAGUUGUGCCCUUGGUUUAUAGCAACUAUAUGGGUGAUGUGAAUUUUAGAACUGGAAUGGAGAAUGGUUUCUUCUGUGAUGUGUUACUAAGUUAAUUCAGGUGUGACAA